AUGUACCUCUGGAUAACCUUUGCUUGGUUAUCUUUUAUUGCAACUUUAAGCUUUGGACAAGAAGUACCAAAAAUAAAUCCCUUUCUUCCAAGUAUCAAACCAGUGAUCGGAGGUAAAACCUCAUUCUAUUGCCAGAGUCUAUCAGGAUCAUCUCCUCUUCAUGUAACAUGGUUCAAAGAUGAUAAAGAGAUUCAUGAUUCUUCAUUUAUCCGAAUUAAAUCAAAUGAAGAUCCUUCAGUGUUAAUUAUCGAGACAAUCCAAUCAAGUCAUUCAGGAAAUUAUACUUGUAGGAUGUCCAAUAAACUUGGCUAUGACUCUUAUACAACUGAGCUCUUAGUCCAAGGAUCACCUAACUGGAUUGAAAAACCUAAGGAUAUUACUGCUCAUUCUGGUGAUACACUAACAGUUAAUUGUUCAGCUUCUGGUUAUCCAAAACCUAAAAUUGAAUGGAAAAGACUCCAAGGUUCAUCAUGGUAA
Messenger RNA from Panonychus citri (citrus red mite), 477 nucleotides. Its product is annotated as cell adhesion molecule DSCAML1-like. The record is from RefSeq and is a predicted model, not a curated record. NCBI's taxonomy places the organism in Eukaryota, Metazoa, Arthropoda, Arachnida, Trombidiformes, Tetranychidae. The transcript has 4 exons. Bases 1 to 477 code for a protein of 158 amino acids.